This is a messenger RNA of Magnolia sinica, 1233 nucleotides long. RefSeq names its product calcium-dependent protein kinase 1-like. Gene Ontology annotation, molecular function: calcium-dependent protein serine/threonine kinase activity; calmodulin binding; ATP binding. The record is from RefSeq and is a predicted model, not a curated record. Gene Ontology annotation, biological process: peptidyl-serine phosphorylation; intracellular signal transduction; protein autophosphorylation. Gene Ontology annotation, cellular component: nucleus; cytoplasm. The transcript has 6 exons. Lineage: Eukaryota; Viridiplantae; Streptophyta; Magnoliopsida; Magnoliales; Magnoliaceae. The coding region runs from base 1 to 774 and encodes 257 amino acids.
AUGUGGUUUAGUGGACACAAAUGUGUUUCAGUGGACACUGCUUACCAUCUGUUUGAGAAAAUGCCCAAGCAGAGCUUUACGUCUUCGGACACCAUUCUAACGGGGUUUGCGAACAAUGGUCAGGAAGAGGAGGCUAUUGCAGAUAUCAUGAUAUAUCGUACAGUUGUGUCUUCCAAUGAUCAUUUGGACGCCACUGACUACGAGGUUAGGAUUAUCUCUUCAGGUAUCAACUCUCUUGGGGUAUUGCAUGUUCAUUCCCUGCACUCAUUGAUUCUUGUCACCAAGGAACCAAUCUUGAACUAUAAAGGAGUUCUUGGAGUUGACAGUUCUUUCCUUUCAGGGGAAAUAUUCACCGAUGUGGUCGGGAGCCCAUACUAUGUGGCACCAGAAGUGUUGCGAAAGCGCUACGGUCCUGAGGCUGAUGUCUGGAGUGCUGGUGUAAUUGUUUACUUUUUGUUAAGCGGGGUCCCUCCAUAUUGGGCAGAAUCCGAGCAAGGAAUAUUUGAACAGGUUUUGAAUGGGGACCUUGACUUUUCAUCAGAUCCAUGGCCUAGUAUCUCUGAAAGUGCAAAACAUUUAGCAAGGAGAAUGCUUAUUAGAGACCCAAAAAAGCAGCUGACCACCCAUCAAGUUCUGUGCCAUCCAUGGGUUCAGGUUGAUGGUAUAGCUCCUGAUCAGCCUCUUGAUUCUGCAGUUCCAAGUCGCAUGAAGCAAUUCUCUGCUAUGAGCAAGAUCAAGAAAAUGGCCCUCAGAGUGAUUCAAGUUGCUUGCUGAAAUUUGUGUUGGUAGUAGAUGUGAUGCACUCUCUACCAAAUCUUUGUGAAGUGGAAUGGCUUGUCAAUUGCAAAUUGGGACAGAAAAAUUGGGAAAUAUGAACCCACCUAUUUAAAAAAUAUUAAUUAAUUAAUUUGAAUGGUAUUUCUGAAAUGGUCCCUACUAAUGGCUCGGUGGUAGACUCACACGAGUUUCAACACAAAGGUCAUGGGUUUGAGUACCCAUUGUAGUGUGAGUGGGUGUGUGUUCAAAAAAAAAAAUAAGAAUGAUAUUUCUGAAAAAAAAAAAAAAAUAUUAAAAAAUUAUUAUUAUCUGGGAAAAAAAAAUUGUAUGGCCAAUCUGUAGAUCAGCCUACACUCAUCAACAUAUAGUUUUUCCAUGCUUACAUUACCAUUUUAAAGGGUGAAAAUGGACAAAAAAAAGGAUUUUCCCAUUGUCUUCUAUUUUUCACCUCUAAAA